Pleurotus ostreatus (oyster mushroom) is the source of this 918-nucleotide messenger RNA. RefSeq lists its product as uncharacterized. The record is from RefSeq and is a predicted model, not a curated record. Gene Ontology annotation, biological process: actin filament polymerization; Arp2/3 complex-mediated actin nucleation. Gene Ontology annotation, molecular function: actin filament binding; structural constituent of cytoskeleton. Bases 1 to 918 code for a protein of 305 amino acids. The transcript has 6 exons. NCBI's taxonomy places the organism in Eukaryota, Fungi, Basidiomycota, Agaricomycetes, Agaricales, Pleurotaceae. Gene Ontology annotation, cellular component: Arp2/3 protein complex; actin cytoskeleton.
AUGAUUCUGCUAGAGCCUCACAACGUUAUCAUCGAAACCACACUGAACGAUAAACUCGCGAAACCCGCUUCACUAGAUGUGCUUUUCGUCGACUACGACGGCGUGCGGUUCCACAUGACGACGCCCGAGAAAAAGACGGUUAUCCUGUUGUCGAUGCAGAUUCGGUGCUGGAACGAGCUGGAGCAGUAUGGCGCAUCGGAUAUCUUGAAGCGGGAAUAUGGCCCGCUGCUGCUUGAUCAACCGGAGUCAGAGUAUAACGCGAGCUUGCAGAUCGACUUGGAGCAGGUUCCUGCUGAUGGAGAUUCUCGGAAAGCAUUCAUCUCUUCGGUCGCUCACUUCAAACGAAAUGCUCUCGCUGCACCUUUUGAGAGAGCGUUCCAGACACAGAAACAGCUCGAAGCAUCUGGCUCGGGCCAGGGCGAUCUCAUGGAGAUUCAUUAUCGCGAUGAGGAAGCCAUCUACGUGCAAGCUGCCCAAGACCGCGUCACGGUCAUAUUCUCAACCGUCUUCCGGGAGGAGACAGAUAGGAUCUUUGGGAAGGUCUUUCUACAGGAAUUCGUGGACGCUCGCCGACUACCCACAAUCCAAAACGCCCCUCAGGUCUUAUACUCGCCAAAAUACCCACCUUUGGAAAUCAGGCAUCUAGCAGAUCUGCGGACGUCAGAAGACAUCGGAUAUGUUACCUUCGUCCUAUUCCCCCGCCACUUCAAAUCACCAGACAUCGCCGCCGGAACGAUCUCCCACAUCCAGCUGUUCAGAGAUUACUUGCAUUACCACAUCAAGUGCAGUAAGGCCUACAUGCAUUCUCGAAUGAGGUUCAGGGUGGCGGAGUUCCAGAAAGUGUUGAACAGGGCGAAGACGGAAACGGUUACGGCAGAGAGGAAGACAGUCAGUGGGCGUACGUUGAUGUCGCGAUGA